Messenger RNA from Saccostrea echinata, 2636 nucleotides. Its product is annotated as centrosomal protein of 72 kDa-like. The coding region runs from base 32 to 1966 and encodes 644 amino acids. The record is from RefSeq and is a predicted model, not a curated record. Gene Ontology annotation, molecular function: protein binding. The transcript is spliced from 15 exons. Lineage: Eukaryota; Metazoa; Mollusca; Bivalvia; Ostreida; Ostreidae.
ACUCGUCUACAAUUUUCAAUGUUUUGAAAACAUGGCGCUCACAUUGUCAGAAGAAGUCGUUCGAAACCGGGUGAAUCUACAGCACGACAAUUUAGAGGAUGUUAAAGCUUUGUCACUACCAGGCACCUAUCAUGAGAAGGUUGUUUGUCUGGGAAAUUCUCUUCGGAAGUUUUCCAGAUUAAAAUCCCUAGAUCUCUCAAGGAAUUCCAUAGCUAGCCUACAGGGUCUGGAACAUUUAAAGUUGCUGGAGAAACUCAAUCUAUACUACAACAAUAUAGAGACAAUGGAUGAGUUGAAGAGGUUGCGAUUUAACACUAGCCUAAAGGAUCUAGAUCUGCGACUGAACCCCAUCACCCGAACAGAACCUGAUUACAGACUCUACAUGAUUCACAUGCUACCAAACUUACAAAAACUGGAUGACAGAGGAGUGAGGGACAGAGAAAGACAGGCAGCGCUGGUCCACUUCAGUUCUAGCCAGGCCACAGAGAUGACCCAUCACCCCCAUCAAGAGGAGCCUGAACACAAAGCAUCCAACCCACGGGCAGAGAUGGUCAGGGGGGUUGGCAAGGGGGUCAGCGCCCUUGAUGAUGAUGAUGUAGCUGUCCUUGACCUAAUAGCAAGGUCAGGUGGUGACCUUAGUCGACCUCGUCCAAUAACUGGGUCAUCUGCAAAGGAAGACCAGGCACAGGAGUACUCAUUGGAUGUGUUGAAAAGCCUGGAUACAGAACAAACAGAUAGCCCAAGGGAGAGACCCACUAGUCCAACACCUGCAGUUAUAAUGGAUGAAAGGUUAAAAGGUUAUGCAGAGAAAUAUCCCAACAUUCCUGUGGUGAAUGUUACGUCUUACGAUGAUCCUCAGUCACGACAUGAUGCAAAUCUUCAGUAUGAGGAUGAGGCAGAGGCUUACAAUAAGUUUAAGAGUCACGGCUACUUUACCCCCCACCCUAAUGCAGAAUUCGAGCACAACUUGAAUCAGAGGGAAAUAACCCAGGAUCCCCCUCGUGUACCGACACAGAGAAGGAGAUCGUUUGGUGAGGAUGAGGACAUGCAUCAACGAUCAAACAGUGCUCCUUCAAAAAAAGUAGAGGAUGACUUUGGGAUCCACAGAGUGAAUGGAACUGACCAUCCGAACUCUCCAGAUGAUUCUAAAAUUACCAGUGGAAGUAUAAGGGGCAUGGCUCCUGAAACACCUGAAAACAGGGCCUUCCUUUUCAAAAUCCUUGAUUUAGUUGAUAGAUAUUGGAAUGGUUCAAAGUCCCUACAUAAGCAUGCCAAGUUCAAAGCUCUUGCCUAUGGUGUAAUUGAAAACUUCAUGAAAUCAGACAAUGAAACAGAAAAACGACAUCAUCUAGAGGGUCAUCUAAAAACUCUCCAAGAUGAGAACUAUCGUCUAAGGAAGUACGAAGAAGCCGCCAAAGCAAACUUAGCUGAUAGCUCUGUCAAUGAGACACAACUGAAAAACUCACUCACAAAGGCUUAUAAAGAUGUGGAACAAUUAAAAGACAAGUUACAAAAGUAUAUGAAUGAAAAUAGAAAGCUGUCAUUUCAACUCAAAGAAGUGGAGGAUUCAAAGCACAAUACAGUCUCAAGUCUCAAUCCGGCACAACUUGAUGAUUUACAAAGACAGAAUGAGAUACUUAAGUCUGAGGUGGAGAUGUUACAGAUCCGACUGAAACAGUUUGGUCAGGUCCAGGAACUGGCCAGCAUGUUACAGGAGAGUCACAAAUCGUUAGUGAAUACAAAUGAUCAUCUGCUGAAGGAAAUGGAGGACACAAAACGUCGUCAUCACAAUGAAAUUCAGCAGAUGAAUUGGAGUUAUGAACAGCUGAAGAAAUCUAUGAACCUGUCUCGAGAGAAUGCCAGCUUGGUUAGGGAGGGACUUUCUCGGGGUCAGGCAAGGCAGGACUAUAACAGUACAGAUAAACUGUCUGGAUCAGCGCUGUUUUACAGGGAUACAGAAUCAUAGCUCUUUGUUCCUUAUUUUAUGAUGACAUACUGAUCAGAUAGGGUUCCGUAAACAGUAUCAAUAUUAAAGCAUUUAUUUACAGUAAAGCCAUUGUUUCAGUCUUCAAUGAUGAUGAGAAACAUUUGAGUUAUUUUAAACUUUGCAUGCAAGGUAAUUAAGCAACACAUUCUAAUGCAAUUGUUUUGUAAUCUGCAUUUUGAUUGGCCAAUACACUGAUUUUUGAUGGAGUUAAAUGAGCAUUAACAAGAAUGAAAGGUUUUGACUGUGACAUCAUAGAACGAUACAAAAACUCAACGUUUUGUGAUGUACCUCAUUUAAAAAAACUGAACAAAAUAAUACAUCAACACCAAACAAAAUGCAUGAAUUGCAUUAGAAUGGGAAAAACAUCCUUUUUACCCCUGAUGUGUUGCUGGUAAAACUCAAUUUGCGACCAUUAAAUCUGCAUUAAGGGUCACAAAUAACAAAUGAGAAGGUCAUUAUUUCCUAAAUGAAUAGACCCUUUGGAUGUAAUAAAAACAGGAAAAAAAAUCGCAAACUUUCAAAAUAAUGAAAAUAUGGUUAAAAACAUCUCUUUUUUUCAACUUUAAAAAAUGUUUAUUAGAGGAUGCAAACAAAAUAAACAUGCAAAAAUAUUUUAAAGAAAUUUUUUAUUUUUUUAUUCAGGAAGUAA